Messenger RNA from Spodoptera litura, 3111 nucleotides. RefSeq names its product D-beta-hydroxybutyrate dehydrogenase, mitochondrial. NCBI's taxonomy places the organism in Eukaryota, Metazoa, Arthropoda, Insecta, Lepidoptera, Noctuidae. The record is from RefSeq and is a predicted model, not a curated record. Gene Ontology annotation, cellular component: intracellular membrane-bounded organelle. Gene Ontology annotation, biological process: steroid metabolic process. Gene Ontology annotation, molecular function: oxidoreductase activity.
UCGCCGGUGUACAGUGAGCGAUCGCGCCCGCCACGCGCCGCCCGCCUAGCGCCCGCCUAAACGAAUGCGCCCGCGCAUCGUAACCGUAACACCACUUCAGCUUUAAUACAAUUUUUCUAUUAAAACGACGUAACAGCGAGCUGGUACGAUGGUCGCGGGAGACGUAACCCGGCGUGCAUCCAUCACGGCGCCGUCGAUGCACCGUCGGCCUUCAGCGAGACGCGGCUCACUCAUCAAAGGCUCGCAGUCUACGUCACAGGAGGUGCCAUGGGACAUCAUCGACCGGUGCGCUCUACCGAUAGUACUGUGCCAUGCCUUGGCCGUGGUGCUAUCGACAGUCCUCAACGCCAUGCACCUUAGCUCCGUGUCAGUGUUCACACUCUUCCUCUGGUUCUCAAUCUCCGUCACCGGAUCUCUCUGGUUCUACCAUAAUCUUCAGGUAACCGCAGCUGGAAAAGCUGUGUUGGUGACGGGCUGUGAUAACGUGCUGGGAAAUGCUCUCGCAAGACGUCUGGAUGACCUCGGCUAUCAUGUCUUCGCUGGAUUCCAAAGUAAAGCCGGCAACAUAGACGCCGACAUGCUCAAAGAAGACUGUUCUGGAAGAUUGCAUACACUCCAACUUGACAUUACGUCAGAAACUCAGAUUCUCUCGGCGUCUCUGUACAUCGUGGACCAUCUACCAGAGGGCGCUCAGGGGCUGUGGGCCAUCGUCAACUGCGAAUCGUGGUGUGCGCUGGGUGAACUAGAAUGGGUGCCUUUCUCCGUCAUCAAACGUGCGAUGGAUGUCAACUUGCUUGGUCCAGCUCGGCUGGUGCAGGUGAUGCUUCCUCUAGUAAGGCGUGCACGGGGCCGCGUGGUGCUGGCCUCUUCGAUCCUCACCCACGUGGCCGCUCCAGUGCGCGGUGUCCAUGCUGCCUCGCUUGCUGCCCUGGAUGCUCUAGCAGCCUGCCUCCGUCGUGAACUCAAACCACGAGGCGUUGAUUGCGUGGUGGUGGCAGCUGGAGAGUACACAACGGGCAGUGCCUGGCUAUCCGAGGAGAAACUUCUGGAACAAGCGCGCGACAUGUGGAAGAGACUCAGCGAUGAACAAAAAGGCGCAUACGGUGAAGACUACUUCGAAAACGCCCUGCGAAGCCUUGAGAAGUACACUAAAAGCGCUGACGCCGACCUGACCGCCGUGACACGUGCCCUGAGUGAUGGAGUGACACGCACGUUCCCGCUCGCACGCUACACGCCCGUCUCCCCCCGAGAGAAGCUAAAGUCCUUGCUCGCCGAGCACAUGCCGCGAUCCCUCUACGAAGGCCUCUACACUGAUUAAGCCUGCUCAACUCUAACAACUGUUAAAACCUCGGUUUAUAUCUCACUGACCCUAUAAACCUUUAUAUCUUUAACAACAAAUUUAAAUUUACACAGCGGGUAUAAAGGUCAAAUGUGAAAAACAAAGUAUAACCGACGGUGCCGUUCAUACCUACCAUCAAAAUGCGAAUUCGCUUUCAUCUCGAACUUUGAGUUUACGGGAUCAAAUUGUUAAAGUUAUGAUAUUCGCGGUAGGUCUUAAAAUAUAUUUAUUGUUACCAUCUGGAAAGUAUGCCAUUGGUCAAAUAAUUUUAAGAUGAUAUGAUGCUGGAAAUAUCGUUAUUCAAGGAAUUGCACUGGAAUAUAUAAAUAUAGAUAUAUUCAAGGAGCUGGCAUACUGGUUAUCUUAGUGCAAUAAACAAUUAGCAUCUACAUAAUACGUGGGUAACGUGGUUGGCGUGUGCCAAAUGAAACUCUCAUGCAGAGCACUCGAGUUAUGUAACUGUAUAAGCUGAAGACGGUUCACCAUUUCUAGGGAACUACAACCCACUUGAUCACAUUAUAUUAUAAUCACCUACACACUAAAAAACAUCAGCAUCGCCCUAAGCCAGUGUAAUAAAUUAACUUUUAACAAUCAUGUCAGAAUUAUAAUAAAAAGCUUUUGUCUGUUAUCUAAACGUCAGCCAAUGAGACUGUUUAUGACAUUUUGUUAAUUAACAAAAGAUUCACUCGACCGUUCCAUUAUAAUCUCCGUUUUCAUCUUUUGUGUAAAUUAGACGCCUACAAAAUUAUGUAUCAGACUAGACCCGGCUCUAGGGCAACACUCGCUAGUACAAAAUGAAAUUGCUCGGGCAUGUACUGUUCCAUAUCAAGUUACAUUGUAAAAAUAUAAGUCGUAGUAAAUAUCAACCAAUAUAGGUAUAUACUUUGAAAUCUGAUAAGUAGAUAAGUGACUACCUAAAUGUUAGUACUCAGGUCAGCUUGACCCGAUUAUUUGUUGGCACUCGAUCAAUUCUGUCAGUCGCGUAUGUUGCUGAUCCAUUUUCGCAUUUAAUGUGUGGUUUUCCAUCAUUCAUACUAAGGUAAAUAAUUAUCGAAUAGUGAAAUUGGUCGAAAUGAGCGUUAUUUAAACCAUUUACGUGUUGGUUGUGGUGGUACGACCAAAAGACAUUAAUUAUGUGCUUGCUGAAGCAAAUCUCUUGAGACUAAAUAAACUUUUGUCUACGAUACGCUAUUUGCGUGAAGUUUAAAAUAUAAAUUUAUUAACCAGUCUGUAAGUUAGCCUACAUGUGCUCGGACAACGAAAAUCCACCACUAAAACCAACCGCCUUGAAAUUCGUUUAAAUGACGCACAAUGUAAAUCUAUCUAUGUAUAUUGUAUAUGCUUACUUACUAAUGUACAAUUACGUUAUUAUUGUGUAUAUUCACAGUUGUAGAAGUAAUGUAAAAUAUUACGUGUUGUGUACAAUGUUACAGUAUUUCGAAUAAAUGUUCCCGUGUGUUAUCAUGCAUCAUUAGUCCGUCUUAUCAAUGACAAUUAUCAACUGGAGGCCUUUCCUUUGGUUGGUAUCGUGUAUGUCGUGUAUCACAUCGCCCAUGUUUGCAAAUACUUGCUUUAUGUGUUUGUAUUCGUAUAAUGUUAAAAGUGCAGCCGGGACGUGGAGUGCCAUGAAUUCACAAUCACCACCUGCCUGCUGCAUUUUUGAAGUGCAUUUAAGUACGGCAUACAGACAUAAUUCGUUAUUUUCUAGAUUAAUUAUAGUUCUAUCGCGUGUGAGAUAAUUUUAUAAAAUGUGUCUUUUAAAUAAAUAAAAA